Molecule: messenger RNA, 1502 nt
Organism: Pseudomyrmex gracilis
Lineage: Eukaryota; Metazoa; Arthropoda; Insecta; Hymenoptera; Formicidae
Exons: 2
Coding region: 554-940 (128 amino acids)
Source: RefSeq, a predicted model, not a curated record
ACAAUCUCUCCUGGCGCGGAGAUAUUAUUCUUUUUUAUUUCCACAGUUUGCAUCUCUCUUUCUCUCUUUCUCGGUCGCAUCUGUGGCCUCGUUUUCCGGAAUAGGUGUGCACUCACGCAAAGUACGUACAUACAACGCUAUGUAUACGUAACGUGGAAGCGAGAGAGGAGCAACUAUAGGCGCCUGGUGAUCUCGCCAGCGUCUUUCCGCAAGUUUCUCAUUAGUCGGCGAACGAGCGCGAUGACGAGCGCAGUUCUCCGAGAUCUUUCUCCGAGCAUCUUUCCGCGUACCGUCGCGUAAUCAAAGUGCAUCCCUUUCUUUUUCUCGUUCUCUUCGGUAGAGAAUAAUAUUAUCGUUCCACCGGAGAAUGCGCCGUGACUCUUCGAGUUUCAGUUUUACGCUCAUCGUCGCAAGUCGAUCUCCAAUCUCUCGAUCGAUCUCGCGAUCGGAUUACCGAGAGCCGAGAGAAACGAUCAAAUUCGCCGCGUACAGACGUGACGCAUGCAAUGAUCGACGAGGAGAGAAUGUGACGGGAAUAGAAGGAUAAAGCAGCAUGAGAUGUUUUGAGAGCUUCUUCAAGCACACCUGGCGGCCGCAGCAGGUGUAUCAGAUGGAUUCGCUGUCGAGAUUCAAACCGACGUCCAAGAUAACGGGCGUGCAUCGGCACGCCGCGGGCGAAACAACGGAGCUGGGCGAGGUGAAUGUGACCGUGCCGAGCAGCAGCGUCGCGACGUCGAUGCCGCACACGAGCAGCGAGACGUCGCCGUGCAAGAACGGCGGCUGCAAGGUCUGGAGAAACAGCCGCGACGGCAACAGCAACGAGCCGCGAUCUGAGAACCCUUGGCACUCGCUCAAAACCAUCUUUCUCGUCUCCGUGAUCGUUGCGUUCCUUCUCUGGGUCAUCGUUUACACGCUGCUGGAUCAGUAUCAGAUUAUAUGACGGUGAUUCGUCGUCGUGAUCCCGAGCAGCUUCCGUAAACUGCCACAUCGGAUCCCUAUCGUUUCCUCGUAAUGUUGUUGUGGCCAUGAUUUACAUAAAUCAUCGUCGGAUCUCGCAAUUUCUCUAAACGGUUUCGCGAUCACUAGUAACGUCGAAUCCCCAUAGAUUCAUGUUCUCGAUCAUUGCGAUUAUCUACUAUGUUAGAUUUUGCGAUCUCCCGCGUUUGCUCUUUCUGUGGUUUUUGAGACUCAUAAUCGAGUUUUUGAAAUCGCGAGAGAACGAUGUUCUGAAAAAAAAAAAUGCUGAAGAAACGACGCGCGCGCUACAGAUUCUUUAUCUCGAAAAACAUCGCAAAAGCGAAGCAAAACUUUUCAACUCGAUGAUGAUCGAUAAAAAUCUACAGAUAGAUAGAUCCGAUGACAGUAGCGAGACGGAAAGACUCCAUGAAAAGUGUCUCUUGCGUCAGAGUAUUCCAAUUUUAAAUACUGUAUAUUUCGUAUAUUGUUUUUUAAAUGUGUACAAUAAGUUUGUAUAAAUAUUUUAAUAAAAAAUAUACAUAUGU